Messenger RNA from Telopea speciosissima, 1758 nucleotides. Its product is annotated as monodehydroascorbate reductase, chloroplastic/mitochondrial-like. The transcript has 16 exons. Gene Ontology annotation, molecular function: flavin adenine dinucleotide binding; oxidoreductase activity, acting on NAD(P)H. The record is from RefSeq and is a predicted model, not a curated record. The coding region runs from base 108 to 1559 and encodes 483 amino acids. NCBI's taxonomy places the organism in Eukaryota, Viridiplantae, Streptophyta, Magnoliopsida, Proteales, Proteaceae. Gene Ontology annotation, cellular component: cytoplasm.
AGUAGAACAGCGUAAAAGAUAGUGUUGUUCGUCUUUUCUUUUUGGAUUUAGUUUUUCUUCUUCUCUAGCCCCUAAUUUGUCUUCACUGAAUUACAGCUAGGAGAUUAAUGACAACCAUGACAAGCUCCCUAAGCUUGAAGAACGGACUUUCUCUGUGGUACCCUCACUCUGCUUUACUCAAUCGAAUUCCUCGAUCCUCUACAGUCGCUUUUGCUAACUUCCCAAGAAGCUAUGUCGUUGCUUCAUCCGCUUUCGCCAACGAGAAUCGAGAUUUCGUAAUCGUUGGUGGUGGCAAUGCCGCUGGAUAUGCUGCUCGAUCUUUUGUCGAACAUGGGAUGGCCGACGGGAGGCUCUGUAUUGUCGGUAAAGAGGCUGUUUCACCUUAUGAGCGCCCUGCUUUGACUAAAGGUUAUCUCUUUCCUUUGGAUAAAAAGCCUGCGCGUCUACCCGGCUUUCAUACUUGUGUUGGUUCAGGUGGGGAAAGGCAGACUCCUGUUUGGUAUAAAGAGCAUGGCAUAGAGAUGUUAUAUGAAGAUCCAGUGACAGGUCUUGAUAUCGAAAAACAGACUCUGACUACGUCCUCAGGAAAACUUCUUAAGUAUGGAUCCCUCAUAAUUGCCACUGGAUGUACAGCUGUGAGAUUUCCAGAGAAAAUUGGAGGGAACCUAUCUGGUAUUCACUAUAUUCGUGAUGUUGCUGAUGCUGAUUCACUAAUAGCAUCACUGGAGAGAGCACGGAAGGUUGUUGUUGUUGGCGGUGGUUAUAUUGGUAUGGAAGUAGCUGCUGCAGCUGUUGGUUGGAAACUUGAUACAACGGUCAUAUUUCCAGAUAAUCAUUUAAUGCCAAGAUUGUUUACUCCUUCUCUGGCUCAUGCAUAUGAAGAACUUUACCAACAAAAUGGCGUUAAAUUCUUGAAGGGGGUUCGUACCAAAAACUUUAUAGCUGGUUCUGAUGGACAUGUGACUGCUGUCAAACUUGAAAAUGGAUCAACAAUAGAAGCUGAUACGGUUAUUGUUGGGAUUGGAGCAAAGCCCGCUGUCAGUCCCUUUGAAGCUGUGGGCUUGAAUACCACUGUUGGUGGCAUACAGGUUGAUGGUCAAUUUCGAACAAGUGUACCUGGUGUUUAUGCCAUUGGAGAUGUCGCAGCAUUCCCAUUGAAGAUAUAUGAUCGGAUUGCUCGAGUUGAACAUGUUGAUCAUGCUCGUCGGUCUGCUCAACAUUGUGUGAAUUCAUUAUUAAGUGCAAAAACACACCUAUAUGACUACCUUCCGCACUUCUAUUCAAGAGUUUUUGAGUAUGAAGGCAGUGCAAGAAAAGUGUGCUGGCAGUUCUAUGGAGACAAUGUUGGUGAGACGAUUGAAAUUGGAAACUUUGAUCCAAAGAUUGCUACUUUCUGGCUAGAUUCUGGUAAAUUGAGAGGAAUUCUUCUAGAAAGUGGAACUCCUGAGGAAUUUCAACUCCUGCCUAAACUUGCAAGGAUCCAGCCGCUUGUUGAUGAAGCCAAGCUUCAAAGUGCAUCUUCUGUUGAGCAGGCGCUACAAAUGGCUCAAAGAUCCUAAAGGUUGAAGCUUCAUCAGUGUAGUUAACCAUGACAUAGCUGUAUACUUAAACAGUUAUAUUGUGAGCAAAUUUCUUAUUUUCUUCUGUGCCCUCAAUUUCUUCUAGCUCGUUCCUUCCUCUUGUUAGAGUUUAAUCUCCAGUAAGUUUCAUGUAUAACAGUUUUGAAUAAAUUAGUUGCCAAUUAUCUCUCUUAAGUUU